AGAGGCCAUCUUGGUCAUCGCCUCAAAAACUAUCAAUAAAACUAGGGGCCAUUCCAUGUCAAUUUUGUCAACCGGGCAAAGGGUAGUUAUGAGUUAUCCCCCAAUGCAGUCAUUGUAAUCGAAACGGAUCCCUCUCUGUUCCUUCUAAGAACAGCCUUUCUCUUCCUCUUUCCUCUCUCAAGUCCAUAUCCUUCUCCCUCAACCAUGUUUUUUUCCAACAGUUUUCCCUUCCUGGCCUCCUCACGGUUGUCUUAGAAGAUGACCAGGGAAUAAGAAGAGAUCAGGAAAGGAAGACUGUGUGAGAUGGCAGGCUCCAGUUGCAUGGGAUUGGUGGCAGUCUUUGCCAUCUCCAGCAGCGUAGUUCUUUUGUCCCUUCAGGUCCAGAAGCGCCUCGUGUCGGAAUUCAUGAAGAAGGUUGAAUCAGAACUUGGAGUUAUAAGAAACCGGCGAAAGAAGAAGGUGAGGUUUGCCGCCGAUGUGAUCGAGCCAUCGUCGAACAACGAAGAAUAUAGAAGGCGCCGGACGUCGACAAGACCGGCCCCAGCAAUGAACGAUUUCUCCUUAUCCCUGUGA
Elaeis guineensis (African oil palm) is the source of this 573-nucleotide messenger RNA. RefSeq lists its product as uncharacterized. NCBI's taxonomy places the organism in Eukaryota, Viridiplantae, Streptophyta, Magnoliopsida, Arecales, Arecaceae. The record is from RefSeq and is a predicted model, not a curated record.